AUGCCACGGCCGAUCGAGCUUGAAAUGAUCAACAGUAUCCCACUGAACCCAAACAUCAAGAAACCAAGUUCGUUAGCAGAGGCGACUCAGCUCGUGGAGACCGGGCCAGGGGUUUACGAGAUUGAACUGAAGCCGGACUGGACGUAUGGUCCCCGAUCGCAUGGUGGCUAUCUCAUCUCUACAGUCGUCACAGCCGCAAGGCAGGAAUGCAUAAAGAAGCGACCUGAUCAGAGUGAUACAUCCUCGUGGACGACCCACUUCUUGAAACCUGGCGUUCCUGGCAAAGCAGAGAUCAGAACAACGAUUUUGAGCUCCAGUUCGGCAUCCACAAUCGUACGAGCCGAAUUAUGGCAGAACAGCAAGCGAUGUGUCGAAGCGACCGUUCAGCAGAUUAAGUCACAGGCACCUAGUUCGCAUGUGACUUUACCAGGGCCAGAAAUGAACGAGCUGCCAUUCCACAACCUCCAACGUCCAAUCACGGAAGAAAUGUUAAAAGCUGAAGGAUGGGAAUCAAGGCAAAUCGGAGAAUACAAUCCUUUCUUCAAAACGAAACCUAAGGCCAGAGCAUAUUUGCCGCCAGAAUCAGACCUACACAAUAGCAAGCAUGUACCGCAUCCAGCACUGGGACCAAGAUUUCGAGAUACGUGGUGGACGCUCGGGGAGUCGCUCGACGCAGGCAGUCUUCCUGUGAUUAUCGACUCAUUUUUACCACUGCAUCUCAACUUUCCACAAGGAGUAGAAUAUUUUAUUCUGACACAAAGUAUAUCGUGUCAAAUGGCAAAGAAGGAAUCAUCGAAGGACGACAUGUGGGUAUUCGGGCGCGCGGAGCUCAAGGAGUGUGAUGGGAGGAGAUAUAUUGAGGACGUAACGUUGUUCGACGAGUCGGGCCAGAUCAUUGCUUCGGCUCGACAGGUCAAUGUGCUUGUACCGAUCAAGAAUCUGAUCGGUGGACGCGAUACGCGUAAGAAGCAUGCGCAGAAGCUGUAA
Molecule: messenger RNA, 987 nt
Organism: Lithohypha guttulata
Lineage: Eukaryota; Fungi; Ascomycota; Eurotiomycetes; Chaetothyriales; Trichomeriaceae
Exons: 2
Coding region: 1-987 (328 amino acids)
Source: RefSeq, a predicted model, not a curated record